Orycteropus afer afer is the source of this 396-nucleotide messenger RNA. It is a transcript of the gene LEPROT, whose product is annotated as leptin receptor overlapping transcript. Gene Ontology annotation, biological process: negative regulation of growth hormone receptor signaling pathway; late endosome to vacuole transport via multivesicular body sorting pathway. Bases 1 to 396 code for a protein of 131 amino acids. NCBI's taxonomy places the organism in Eukaryota, Metazoa, Chordata, Mammalia, Tubulidentata, Orycteropodidae. Gene Ontology annotation, cellular component: endosome. The transcript is spliced from 4 exons. The record is from RefSeq and is a predicted model, not a curated record.
AUGGCGGGCAUUAAAGCUCUUGUGGCAUUAUCCUUCAGUGGGGCUAUUGGGUUGACUUUUCUUAUGCUGGGAUGUGCCUUAGAGGAUUAUGGCGUAUACUGGCCCUUGUUCGUCCUGAUAUUUCACGCCAUUUCCCCCAUCCCCCACUUCAUUGCCAAAAGAACAACAUAUGACUCAGAUGCAACAAGUAGUGCCUGUCGGGAACUAGCAUAUUUCUUCACUACUGGAAUUGUCGUUUCUGCCUUUGGAUUUCCUGUUAUUCUUGCUCGGGUGGCUGUGAUCAAGUGGGGAGCUUGUGGCCUUGUGCUGGCAGGCAAUGCAGUCAUUUUCCUCACAAUUCAAGGCUUUUUCCUGGUGUUUGGAAGAGGAGAUGAUUUUAGUUGGGAGCAGUGGUAG